Molecule: messenger RNA, 1831 nt
Organism: Oryza sativa Japonica Group (Japanese rice)
Lineage: Eukaryota; Viridiplantae; Streptophyta; Magnoliopsida; Poales; Poaceae
Product: protein GRAVITROPIC IN THE LIGHT 1-like
Biological process (GO): negative gravitropism; response to red or far red light
Source: RefSeq, a predicted model, not a curated record
UAUUCUCUUCCCUUUAAUUAACUAAUUAAUUAAUAAUGUGUUCCAUCCUAGCUAGCCCUCCCAUUUCUUCCUCUCCAUUUCAAGAAACCAAAGCGAGCAGCAAGAAGCUGAGCCAGUGGAAGCUUGCUCUGAGUGAGCUCAGUGAGAGUGAGAGCUUGAGCUACCAAUGGAGACGCUAAUGGCGGCCGAGCUGCCGCAGCAGAAGGCCGGCGGCGGCCUGGCGCGGCGGCUGGUGAGGCUGCUCCGCCGGAAGCGCUCCACGUCGGGCUCUGUCGCCGGCGGCGGCGAGUACGACGAGUCGUCCAUGGACAGCUCCAUCAACUCGCUGAGCAAGCUCAAGCUGUCCGCGGCGAAGCUCGACGUGCUGUUCAGGAGCGCGGCGCAGCCGGCCGCGUCCCCGGCGGUGGACGCCGCCGCGGCGCACGCGCUCGUGGCGAGCCUCUUCGCCGGCGUGUCGGCGGUGAAGGCGGCGUACGCGCAGCUGCAGCAGGCGCAGCACCCGUACGACUCCGAGGCGAUCCAGUCGGCGGACGCCGCGAUGGUCGCCGAGCUCACCAAACUCUCCGACCACAAGCGGAGGUUCGCCAGGGACCCCGCCGCCGCGGCCAAGAGCGCGGCGGCCGGGCCCGCGGCGCUCGCCGCGCACGCCGACGAGCAGCGCCACCUCCUCCGGACCUACGAGAUCACGGCGGGGAAGCUCGGGCGGGAGCUGCGCGCGCGGGACGCCGAGGCGGAGCGCGCCCGCGCCGCGCUCGCCGACGAUCUCCGCGCCGCGCGCGCGCUGGAGGAGCGCGCCCACCCGGGACGCACCCUCGCCGCGCUCGACGGCCUCCACCUCUCCGGCCUCAACGCCACCCACUUCCUCACCGCGCUGCGCCACGCCGCCAGGUCGGUCCGCUCCUUCGCCAAGUCGAUGCUCGGCGAGAUGCGGCGGGCGGGGUGGGAUCCCGUCGCCGCCGCGGCCGCCGCGCACCCGGGCGUCCCGCUGCGCCACCCGGGCGACGCCAAGUUCGCGCUCGAGUCGUUCGUCGCGCUCAAGAUGUUCGACGGCUUCCACCGGAGGGACUUCGGCCUGAGCGCCCUCCACGACCGGAGCUCCUACGACCGGCGGCGGCUCUUCGACGAGUUCGCGGAGCUCAAGGCGGCGCCGGCGGCGGAGUUCCUCGACGCGCGGAGCUCGCGGUGGGGCGCGCUCGGCGAGUUCCUGCGGGACAGGUACCUGUCCGUGGUGCACGAGCGGAUGGAGGCGGCCUUCUUCGGGAGCACGGCGCAGCGCGGCGCCGCGGCGAGCGCCGGGGCGGCGCUCCCGGGCACGCCGUGGUUCGCCGAGUUCGCCGAGAUGGCGCGCCGCGUCUGGCUGCUGCACUGCCUCUUCCUCGCGUUCGACGACGGCGGCGCGAGCACCAUCUUCCAGGUGGCCGCCGGGGCGCGGUUCUCGGAGGUGUACAUGGAGAGCGUCGGCGACGGCGACGGCGACGGCGACGAUGGCGGCGCCGGUACAGCGGUGGCGGCGGCGGCGGCCGGUGACCGCGUCGUGGGGUUCACCGUGGUGCCGGGGUUCAAAGUUGGGCGGACGGUGAUGCAAUGCCGCGUAUACCUCUCACGGCCGGCGCGACAGCCAUGACGGCGGUGGAGCUCGCCGGCGGCGGCCGGAGGCGGUGGCUGGCUGGGGACGUAGUCCAUGCCGGUAUAUCUGUCACGUAUAUGUACGAUGUAUCUAUCUAUGUAUUUAGUGUCCAGCAAGCAAUUAUGUACUGAUGUAGUAGUAAGCAAUACUUAUCAGAAUAAUAAUAAUAAUUAUAAUAAUAAUAUAAAUUCUCAAUUUUGGCCA